AUGUCAAGAGAAGGUUUCAAGUGCUAUAUAUCUCGUUCAAAUUCGCCGCUAUCUUCUCCUCAGAUAUACACCUCAAGGUCUGCAAAUCAAUCGUUGCCUCAUCAAGUGGAACUCAGUCAAGCACGCUCAAUGAAUCAUCCGUUUCCAGGGCCCUUUGUGAACAUUUCACGGCUCACUCUGGCUCAACAACAGGCUGCCGCGCGUCGUCAGGUAAAUCCGGCAGACGUAGGCUAUGAUAUGUACCCUCCACCUCAUAGUGGCGGCCCUGGCCCUGAAUUACAGAGGUCGCCCCCGAACCACGGACAAGACCAGCGAUCUGCCAUGGGUCAGCUUCAAAACAAUCGGGGUAGGCCCGCCCCAAAUCCCAACACAAAUAUGAAUCCGAGCGGCAACCCGUCCACGAGCUCCAGAGGUCCAGCAACGAUGGCUUCAAAUGCCGAAGUUUUUUCUACUUCCGUAGCUGACAUGCUGAAUAUGAUUCGUGAAUCAGAAGAACAAGUCGCCAGCCCAUCAGAAUCUCAUAUCAUGGACUCUACGAGCAAGCGAAGAAGGCUUUCGUCAAGCUCAGAGAAAUUUGAUAGACCAGACUCACCUUCAGUGACGGAGAAUACACAGUUAUUGGAGCAAAAGAUUCGGGACCUUGAGAAACGACUCGAGUCGCAUGUGGAAAAGUCCGACCUGAGUAUCAAGUAUUUACAAGAAAAGCUCAUAGCCAUACUGGAAAGCCUCAAUCAACGACAUUUUCCCGGCGACAAUAAUUACUUCCAGGCUCCGACGGUUCCGAAUCAUCCUGAUCACUGUCUUGUACUCCUCAUUCCCGCCAAUGGCACAGUUCCUCGGAUAGUCAACAUCCCCUUAGUUGAUGCACAGCCCAUCGGAGACGGAGAUGAAGGUCUGAACCGCUUGCCUGAUAUGUGUCCACUAUGGGGCAAGGAAGGGUGGUCUUGCCGUAAGGUGAUUGGAACCAGCUUUGUCGACAUAUCCCUCUCGUCCUAUGAUGUCAACGAUUUUUACUUUAUACUCAAAUCUACCGACGAAAAGAAUCUACUGCGGAACCCACACUUCGAUUCUGUCUGGGGUGAUGUCUGCAUCAUGCGACGGGCGAAUUUCUCUACUGAAGAGGACUCGACCACCUUCGCCCACAUGUCUCCAAGUGUUCUACUCGUGGGUCUUUGGAGGACUAUGUUCGGAGGAUCCAUUGAAACGGGAUGA
Molecule: messenger RNA, 1212 nt
Organism: Cadophora gregata
Lineage: Eukaryota; Fungi; Ascomycota; Leotiomycetes; Helotiales; Ploettnerulaceae
Exons: 3
Coding region: 1-1212 (403 amino acids)
Source: RefSeq, a predicted model, not a curated record